GUCAAAGUCGUCUUUCUUUUUUCCUUGUCGAGAGUUUUGCUUCUUCAUCUAAAAGAUCUAUACAUCUUCCCCAAGUAGAUAUGUUUCAUAAGCCUAACCUAACAUUCUUCCCCUCAUUCGCGUAGGAUCUGUUCUUCCCAAAACGACUCAUGCCGUCCAUUCGAUUCGGAAUAUAGUUGUAGAGGAGAUUUCAUUUCUAAUCAAUUUCUUCGGUGAUGAGUUCCACCGCGGCAUCUUCCACCGUCGGAGGAGGCGGAUCGUCUGAGAUUUCCGGUGUCAAAAAAACCUCCAAGCGACCAAAAUAUUCUAGGUUUACUCAGCAAGAGCUUCCAGCGUGCAAGCCAAUUCUUACUCCAAGAUGGGUGAUCUUGACAUUUCUUGUCGCUGGGGUUGUCUUCAUUCCCCUUGGAGUGAUCUGCUUAUUUGCUUCUCAGGGAGUAGUCGAGAUUGUUGAUCGAUAUGACACAGACUGUAUUCCAACAUCUUCUAGAAACAACAUGGUCGCUUACAUACAGGGUGAAGGAGAUAAGAUCUGUAAGAGAACAAUAACGGUGACAAAAGCUAUGAAGCAUCCUGUCUAUGUAUACUACCAACUUGAGAAUUUCUACCAAAACCAUAGACGGUAUGUGAAAAGUCGAAACGAUGCACAACUAAGAAGUCCAAAAGAAGAGCAUGAUGUGAAGACCUGUGCACCUGAGGAUAAUGUGGGUGGAGAACCAAUUGUGCCAUGUGGUCUUGUUGCUUGGAGUUUGUUCAACGAUACUUAUAGCUUUUCAAGAAAUAGCCAACAACUUCUUGUGAAUAAGAAAGGUAUCUCAUGGAAGAGUGACAGAGAAAACAAGUUUGGGAAAAAUGUCUUCCCUAAAAAUUUUCAGAAAGGAGCACCAAUAGGCGGUGGAACUCUUAAUAUUUCUAAACCGUUGAGUGAGCAAGAAGACCUCAUAGUCUGGAUGCGAACCGCGGCUUUGCCAACGUUUAGGAAGCUGUAUGGGAAGAUUGAGACAGACCUACACGCGGGUGAUACCAUAACGGUCUUGUUGCAGAACAACUACAACACUUACAGCUUCAAUGGGCAGAAGAAGCUAGUGCUGUCAACAACUAGCUGGCUCGGCGGAAGGAAUGAUUUCCUCGGGAUUGCUUAUCUGACUGUAGGCAGUAUUUGCUUGUUCUUGGCUGUUACAUUUGCCGUAUUGUAUCUAGUUAAGCCAAGGCAACUCGGAGACCCCUCGUACCUUUCGUGGAACAGAAGUGCUGGAGGUUUACAGUAAUAGAGCCCUUCGAGCAUCAGGCGUUGAUCCCUCCAUCGUCAAACGGCGUAGUUUUGGCUUAGCUAACAAAAGAGAAAAAACGAAAAUAAGUAUAUAGUUCGUUUAUAAUUUUGAUAUUGUUGAAAACAAACGUUUGUGUUUUGUCCUGUUGUUGUUAAGAUACUAGCCAGUAAAUGGUGUUUAGAAAAUAAUGUAAAUGAAUUACAGUUGGAAAUUGCAAAAUAAGCAGAGAAUUUUGUUCAGUCUUUAGAUUUAAUCAUAUGUUCUUCAGUUCUUGUAAUAAUCUCAUAAAAGUAGUUUUUUGUUG
Messenger RNA from Arabidopsis thaliana (thale cress), 1575 nucleotides. RefSeq names its product ALA-interacting subunit 5 (gene ALIS5). The transcript is spliced from 8 exons. The record is from RefSeq and is marked reviewed. Bases 216 to 1268 code for a protein of 350 amino acids. Gene Ontology annotation, cellular component: membrane; Golgi membrane; endoplasmic reticulum membrane. Lineage: Eukaryota; Viridiplantae; Streptophyta; Magnoliopsida; Brassicales; Brassicaceae.